This is a messenger RNA of Cylindrotheca closterium, 777 nucleotides long. Lineage: Eukaryota; Bacillariophyta; Bacillariophyceae; Bacillariales; Bacillariaceae. The record is from the annotation of a GenBank genome assembly.
AUGGCAGAAUUCGAUGACAUUCUCAAGCCCGUCAAUGUGGUAUAUUGCGGAAAGUGUUCCAUGCCUUUAGAGUUCUGUGAAUAUGGUCCUGAUUUUGAGACCCAUUGCGUCCCUUGGAUGAAAAAGAACCACCCAGACGUCUUGAAGCAAAUCCUGAAGGACAUCAAAGGCGUGGAUGACAGUGUGGAGAAAGAAGGCGAAGCGGAAGGUCCUUCCAAACCCGCUGAACCUUGGACUGCGGAAGAGCGAUUGACUGCCUUUUACGAAAUGUACCAACCCGACAAGCUAGCGGACAUUCCAAAUCUGCUCACGAAAUAUGCCGGGAAGGAAGAUAAAUUGUUCAUCGCCCUCACCAAGAAAUACGGACCCGAGCCCGAAGAUCCUUACUAUGCUGAAAGUGAUGAAGAAGGAGAUCUGGAUGAAGACAUGGAGAAUCUUAACAUUAGUGGCAAGAAUAAACGAGGCGCCAAGGCCAAAGUCGCCAAGCAAGUGGAAACAAGAGUUGUUAUUCAAAAGACGGUACGCAACAAGAAAAAAGCGACUACCAUUAUAGUAGGUAUGGACACGGUUCCUGGAAUUAAGCUGAAGGAUGUAUCCAAGACAUUUUCCAAGCGAUUCGCGGGAUCCUCCAGUGUUAAGGAUGGACCCAAGGGCAAAGAAAUUAUCAUUCAAGGAGACCAUAUGGAGGACGUCGCGGAAAUGAUUGUCAGCAAAUUCAAGGUUGCCGGAUCCAGUGUCUUUUUGGAUAUGAAUGGAGAUUUUUUACCUUAUAGCUAG